UAUACAGGUAGCUCCCAAAAGCCAUCUCUUAUUAUCUUUCAUUCCCAUUCUCCUAACUCCUACACCAGAAAUCCAUCACAAAACCUGUGGCUCCCCUUCCAUCCCCAAAUUCUCUGAUCCCAACGCCAAGCUCACCCCUUUCACCCUCCCUCGCCUCGUCACGACUCCAUCGCAUUAAACCCUCUCUUCCUUGGUCCUUAAAACCCUAUAAACCCCAUGUCCUUUUCCUCAAAUCCAUGCCGCCCUCUUCGAUCGCCCAAGAGCCCUUCACCCUCCUCGACCUCCUCUCCCGCCUCCGAUGCCUCUCCUCCGACCCCAAAUGCCCCCUUUCCCCCUUUAUCCCCACCAGGCCCUCUCCAAUUCCCCUGAACUCCUCGUACAUCGAUGGCUUCAUCUGCUCUCCUUUGGCCCGGAGACGUAAUUACCGGGCGGCCGCCUCCUGUGGGCUCUCAGGUAGCUCUUCGAAGCUCCAUGGGUUCUGGAGCGAGUUCAAUCGCUUCGUUCGAAUUCACUGUGACCGCUCCCCGAUAGGGUUCGCCUCCAUUGGGCUCGGGGAACCGCCUAAUGAUACCGCGGAGCCCCCUUUGGGGGAAGAGGGACCUGUUGUCUUGGAAGACGAUGGGGUGCCCGUUAAUGGCGUGGAGCUUGAGGCACCGAAGAAAGUUUUGAUCUUGAUGAGCGAUACUGGCGGUGGCCACCGGGCUUCGGCGGAGGCCAUUAAGGCGGCCUUCAAUCAAGAAUUUGGUGAUGAGUACCAGGUGUUUGUUACGGAUUUAUGGACCGACCACACCCCUUGGCCGUUUAACCAAUUGCCCAGGAGCUACAAUUUCUUGGUAAAGCAUGGGACUUUGUGGAAAAUGACGUACUAUGGGAGCGCCCCACGGUUAGUACAUCAACCACAUUUUGCGGCAACUUCAACUUUCAUAGCUCGGGAAGUUGCAAAAGGACUGAUGAAAUACCAGCCAGAUAUUAUUAUCAGUGUACAUCCUCUGAUGCAGCAUGUUCCUCUUAAAAUCCUAAGGGCAAAAGGUUUGCUAAAGAAGAUUGUGUUUACCACAGUUGUCACAGAUCUGAGCACUUGCCAUCCGACAUGGUUUCACAAGCUUGUAACAAGAUGUUAUUGCCCUUCUACUGAGGUGGCGAAGAGGGCAUUAAAAGCUGGACUGCAGCCUUCCCAGAUAAAGGUCUAUGGCCUUCCAGUGCGUCCUUCUUUUGUUAAACCAGUCCGACCAAAAGAUGUAUUGAGAAAAGAGUUAGGAAUGGAUGAGGAUUUACCUGCUGUUUUAUUGAUGGGAGGAGGGGAAGGCAUGGGUCCCAUUGAGGCUACUGCUCAGGCACUUGGAAAUACAUUAUAUGAUGAGAAUCUUGGACAGCCCAUUGGUCAGAUCCUUGUCAUAUGUGGCCGGAAUAAAAGGCUUUAUAACAGGGUGCAGUCAAUUGAUUGGAAAGUUCCUGUUCAGGUAAAAGGUUUUGUUACUAAAAUGGAAGAAUGCAUGGGUGCAUGCGACUGCAUUAUCACAAAGGACCAGGAACCAUUGCAGAAGCCAUGAUUCGCGGUCUUCCUAUUAUUUUAAAUGGUUACAUUGCAGGGCAGGAAGUUGGCAAUGUUCCUUAUGUAGUGGAAAAUGGAUGCGGGAAGUUCUCAAAGUCACCAAAAGAGAUAGCAAAGAUAGUUGCCGAGUGGUUUGGUCCAAAAUCUGAAGAACUCAAAGCCAUGUCGCAGAAUUGCUUAAAACUAGCGCGGCCGGAUGCUGUUUUCAAGAUUGUUCAUGAUCUCCAUGAGUUGGUCAGACAAAAAAAUCUUGUACCACAAUACUCGUGUGCAACUUGAGUUUAUGCAUCGAUGUUGAGAAUUAUUAUUUUUUAUGCGUCGACAAACUUUUACAUUGCCUUUUUUUGCAUUUCCUUGCUGCCACCCAUGCGUUCAGAGAGCCAAAUCAGCCAGGUUUAGCAGGACUAGGGAGUUUUUGAUGACUUCACUUUCCAUGCUACCACAAUAAGAACUCAGGUUUGGGAUGACAAAGUUGGAGUUCAGGUUCAUCGUCAUUAAUGUUUUUUCUUUUUUUUUUUUUUUUCCUUUGGGUCUUUGACCCCUUUCUGUACCGGAGAAAAAAAAAAAAACUUCUUUUAUCCCUCUGCUUGUAGAAUAACAGGACCCUAUUGUAUGGUUGGCACGUGCGUUGCACAUGAAUGGAAGCUGUAUGGCUAUGGUCUCUCGUUU
Elaeis guineensis (African oil palm) is the source of this 2221-nucleotide messenger RNA. RefSeq names its product monogalactosyldiacylglycerol synthase 1, chloroplastic. Gene Ontology annotation, biological process: glycolipid biosynthetic process. The record is from RefSeq and is a predicted model, not a curated record. Gene Ontology annotation, molecular function: hexosyltransferase activity. NCBI's taxonomy places the organism in Eukaryota, Viridiplantae, Streptophyta, Magnoliopsida, Arecales, Arecaceae.